Messenger RNA from Gastrolobium bilobum, 1836 nucleotides. RefSeq names its product UDP-glucuronic acid decarboxylase 2-like. NCBI's taxonomy places the organism in Eukaryota, Viridiplantae, Streptophyta, Magnoliopsida, Fabales, Fabaceae. Gene Ontology annotation, cellular component: cytoplasm. Bases 189 to 1487 code for a protein of 432 amino acids. The record is from RefSeq and is a predicted model, not a curated record. Gene Ontology annotation, biological process: D-xylose metabolic process. Gene Ontology annotation, molecular function: UDP-glucuronate decarboxylase activity; NAD+ binding. The transcript is spliced from 7 exons.
CAUCUGAUCACAGUCAUCACCGUGCCGGUGACCGAGUUCCGGUCUCUUCUCAACUCGGAACUCAUUCCUUCCCCCAUUUCGAUUUUUUCUUCUUCUCUUCAUAUCACAAAUUCAUUUUCCCUUCUUCGUUUGGCUCAGAUUGGACAUUGGACGAAGGAAAUUCCAGAAUUGACUAACCAGAAAAGAGAAUGGGUUCGGAAUUGAUUUUCAGAGGGCACGAGACCCAACCAGUGAACGAUGCCUACUCGCCGAAGCCGCACAAGCCAUGGCUCUCCGUGACUCGCCCGAUUCGCUACAUGCUCCGUGAGCAGCGACUCGUCUUCGUCCUCGUCGGCGUCAUCAUAGCCUCCUUGUUCUUCACACUCGUGCCUUCCUCCUCCUCUUCCUCAUCGUCCUCCUCACGCGCUGCUUCGUACGAGGCGCUUCCGAUCUCAUACUUCGAGCGCGAGUCGAGGCAGCCGGUGUAUCAGAACCGUAUGGCGGCGGUGCAUUCGGUGGGGAAGGUGCCGUUGGGGAUUAAGAGAAAGGGGCUCCGGAUCGUGGUAACGGGCGGGGCGGGUUUCGUCGGGUCGCAUCUUGUGGAUCGGUUGAUUGCGAGAGGGGACAGCGUGAUCGUUGUGGAUAAUUUCUUCACGGGAAGGAAAGAGAACGUGAUGCACCAUUUUAGUAACCCUAGAUUCGAGCUCAUCCGACACGACGUCGUUGAGCCUUUGUUGCUGGAGGUUGAUCAGAUCUACCAUCUCGCUUGCCCCGCAUCCCCUGUUCAUUACAAGUUCAACCCAGUCAAGACUAUCAAGACCAAUGUGGUGGGGACCCUAAACAUGCUGGGGUUGGCUAAGAGAGUGGGGGCUAGGUUCUUGCUAACCAGUACCAGUGAGGUUUAUGGAGAUCCUCUGCAGCACCCUCAGAAGGAGACUUAUUGGGGCAACGUCAAUCCCAUUGGUGUCAGAAGCUGCUACGACGAGGGAAAGCGCACGGCGGAGACGUUGACCAUGGAUUACCACCGAGGAGCCGGUGUCGAGGUUAGAAUUGCUAGAAUCUUUAACACCUACGGGCCCCGCAUGUGCUUAGAUGAUGGCCGUGUUGUUAGUAACUUCGUUGCUCAGGCAUUAAGGAAGGAACCUUUGACGGUUUACGGGGAUGGGAAACAGACAAGGAGUUUCCAGUAUGUUUCUGAUUUGGUGGAAGGUUUAAUGCGCCUUAUGGAAGGAGAACAUGUGGGACCUUUCAAUCUUGGAAAUCCGGGUGAAUUUACCAUGCUUGAACUUGCCAAGGUGGUCCAAGAAACAAUCGACCCAGAUGCUAAGAUAGAGUACAGGCCCAACACAGAGGAUGACCCGCACAAGAGAAAGCCUGAUAUAAGUAGGGCUAAGGAGCUACUUGGCUGGGAACCCAAGGUGGACCUGCACAAGGGCCUCCCUCUAAUGGUUUCUGACUUCCGGCAACGCAUUUUUGGUGACCAGAAGGAAGGUGCAACCUUCGCCUAAUUAUUGCUUGGAGUGUGUUAUGUGUACACCUUAGAGUGAAAAAGGGAAAAGAUAGUAGUCCGAGGAUAACAGUUAGGGUGUUUCCCAUCCCCCCAAAGGUCCAUUAGUCACAGCAACAUGAGACUUUAUUGUUCCUUGUGUCGUUUGUUCUCCGUCAAUCUUUAUAUGCGGGUUAUUACCCUCUUUCAUGAUUGGUAGCCAGCCAUGAUUUCAUUUAUCAAAUUCCUGCCAUCUAUAUUUUAUUUUUAUAUAUAUUUUUUUUCUUUUUGGGAUGUAAUUGGUAUGUUCGAGAGGCUACAGUUAUAGUAAUUUGACAUUUUACCUUCACUUAUUCUAUUUUACUCGAACU